CGUGGAGAGACUGUUAGGAUGCAGGAAUAUGAUAUUAUUGUGCUUGGAACUGGACUUAAGGAAUGUAUCCUGUCUGGUUUAAUGUCUCAAAGCGGCAAAAAGGUUCUUCACAUUGACAGGAAUCCUUACUACGGUGGAGAGAGUGCAGCCAUUUCUCACCUUGAGCAGCUGUACAAGAAGUUUAAGGUUCCAGGUCCUGCUCAGUCUACGGUCCAUGAAAAAGAGUGGAAUAUUGACCUCAUCCCCAAAUUUUUUCUUGCCAAUGGUCAGCUGGUGAAGAUCUUGGUAAACACUGAGGUUACUCGGUAUCUGGACUUCAAAGUCAUCGAAGGCAGCUAUGUAUACCAAGCGGGCAGAGUGCACAAAGUGCCCUGCACAGAGGAAGACGCUCAGGCUUCAGAUCUUAUGGGCAUGUUUGACAAGAGAAGGUUCAGGAAGCUGCUGCUCUUUGCCAUGAACUUUGAUGUGAGGCACCCUCGCACCUACCAGGACAUGGAUCCUCACAAAACGACCACGCGUGACCUCUUCUGCCACUUUGAUCUGGGACUAGAUGUCGUUGAGUUCAUAGGUCAUGCCAUAGCCUUACACGACAGUGAAAGUUACUUGGACCAGCCGUGUUUGGAAACCAUCACACGGAUCAAGCUGUAUUCUGAGUCUCUGUGCCGUCACAACAACAGUCCAUAUAUCUACCCUGUGUAUGGGCUGGGGGAACUACCACAAGGAUUUGCCAGACUAAACGCAGAGUAUGGGGGAACUUUCCUGUUGAACAGAGCAGUGCAAGAGAUUGUGAUGGACAACGGCAAAGUGACAGCUGUAAAAUCUGAGGGGAAGCUGUUCCACUGUAAACAGCUCAUCUGUGAUCCGAGCUACGUCCCUCACCGAGCGAGGAAAGUGGGGCGUGUGAUAAGAGUCAUCUGUUUAUUAAAUCAUCCAGUUAAAAACACCCAUGAGGCCACCUCCUGUCAAAUCAUCAUCCCCCAAGUACAACUCCACAGGAAAUCAGACAUUUACAUAUCUGUGGUGUCCUAUGCCCACAAUGUGGCCUCGGAGGGGGUGUACAUCGCCACGGUGAGCACGACUGUAGAAACCAGCAACCCAGAGAAAGAAGUUCAGCCAGCGCUGGAGCUUCUCGAGCCCAUCAUGCAAAAAUUUGUUUCAGUCCACCGCCUGCUUAUUCCCAAAGACGAUGGAAAGAAUAGUCAGAUUUUUGUGUCCCGUUCGUACGAUUCAACAAACCACUUUGAGGCAGAGUGUGAGGACAUCAAAGACAUGUAUCACCGGAUCACAGGAGCAGAGCUCUGCUUCAGAGACUCGCAGAGACACUCGUCUUACAACUCUGAUGAUGACUGAGAAAGACUCUCAACAUCAGCGCCAAAUAAUUAAACAUCUGGGAGGCCAUUAAUGACAUAAUGCAUGAUUGUAAGAUACUACUGGACAACUGUAAGGUAGAGGGUGAUAUGUAACAUGUAGAUUUGUGAGUGUACUAUGUAAAUGUUGGGUGUCCUUUUUUCCUCUAAUUUGUCCCUUUUGUGAAAUUCUCUUUUGUUUAUCCCUUUAUUUAUUUUUUUCUUCUGCUUUUACAAUGUUUUGGUAUGAGAAAAGUCAAUACUCUGUGACCAUUAAUAUAACUUUUUGCUACACAGUUUCUAGAUUUUAUUGUUUAUAUCACCACCAUAUGUUCAAAGACACAACUUCAUAAUUACUAUUCAAUAUUUUUAGCUGCCAAAUUAACUCUAUGUACUCUACUCUUGUGUUGAUGGACCUAAUUAACUAUUAAGUAACUGAAUAUUUUAUUUCUACAUGAGGUCAGUUUUUGUUUUCUCCUCCAAGCACCAGCUGGUGAAAGUAAUCAUGCAGCCCCCUGCAUGUGAACGACAUGGGAUUUAAACAUUCAGUCAGACUGUGUGCAUGUGGCACACAUGAUUAGAGAUGAUGUGCAGAGGAUUUGUGGAUUCUCUUAUCUAUGGAGCUUAUGUGCGAGGACAAAGCUGCUGAAUUAUGUCAUGUGCUGUACACGGGCAGCUUGCUGGUCGCUUGCUGGAGACAAAGGACUGACAGCGCAAAGAGGCUUAACCCGAAUGAAGGACAGUCACCAUCGACACCUCAGGAGGAGGCCUGGAACAUACUCACAC
Messenger RNA from Larimichthys crocea (large yellow croaker), 2132 nucleotides. RefSeq names its product rab GDP dissociation inhibitor beta. The record is from RefSeq and is a predicted model, not a curated record. Gene Ontology annotation, biological process: vesicle-mediated transport; small GTPase-mediated signal transduction; protein transport. Gene Ontology annotation, molecular function: Rab GDP-dissociation inhibitor activity. NCBI's taxonomy places the organism in Eukaryota, Metazoa, Chordata, Actinopteri, Sciaenidae. Bases 19 to 1350 code for a protein of 443 amino acids. The transcript is spliced from 11 exons. Gene Ontology annotation, cellular component: cytoplasm.